Molecule: messenger RNA, 5420 nt
Organism: Mirounga angustirostris (Northern elephant seal)
Lineage: Eukaryota; Metazoa; Chordata; Mammalia; Carnivora; Phocidae
Gene: TMEM126A
Product: transmembrane protein 126A
Exons: 5
Coding region: 188-700 (170 amino acids)
Biological process (GO): mitochondrial respiratory chain complex I assembly
Cellular component (GO): mitochondrion
Source: RefSeq, a predicted model, not a curated record
CCUGCCUGACUCGAGUCACGUGCCAGCCAAAGAUGGCUGCGCUCAGGGUAGGUGAGCAAAGGUUGGAGUGAACCCCGUCGUGGUCGCCGAGACCGGGUGGAGGCACCGACUGCUGUGAGGAGAGCAUAAGUUACUGGCAUCCCGGAAAAAAAGGUAUCUAUUAUUGAAAAAUAUUUUAAGGCUCAAGAUGGAAAAUCAUGAACCAAAUGAUACUGUCAAGGAAGACUUAAUUUUCAAUAUCAUAACCAGAAAAAUUAAUCAACUCCCAGAAGCAGAAAGGAAUCUGUUUGAACAUGGAUCAACAUAUGUUGGACUUAAUGCUGGUCUCUGUGGUCUAAUAGCAAAUAGUCUUUUUCGACGCAUCCUAAAUGUGACACAGGCUCGUAUAGCCGCUGGCUUACCAAUGGCAGUGAUCCCAUUUUUGACUGCGCACAUAUCUUACAAAGGUUUUGUAAGUUUACCUUUGAAUACAGGUGAUUUGAAUUGUGAAACCUGUACCAUAACACGGGGUGGACUAGUUGGUCUCGUUUUUGGUGCUCUGUACCCUGUUAUCUUGGCUAUACCUGUGAAUGGUGGCCUAGCAGCCAGAGAAAGAGCGAGAGAGGGAACACAAGCAGAGGGAGUGGGAGAAGGAGAAGCAGGCCUCCCGCGGAGCAUGGAGCCCGAUGCAGGGCUCCAUCCCAGGACUCUGGGAUCAUGACCUGAGCCGAAGGCAGAUGCUUAACGACUGAGCCACCCAGGCGCCCCCAGAUCAUUUAAAUUUUUGAAGUGACCUUUUGUGUUCCCCUUCGUAAAACUUUUCAUCUCAGUUCUUCAAACCAGUCUUACGUGACAGCAUCUAAAUCAGCAUUGUCCAACAGAACUUUGUGUAAUGAUGGAAAUGUUUUAUACAUGAUUGACAAUGUUAGCUACUAGCCAUAUGUGGCUACUGCACAUCUGAAAUGUAACUAGUCCCAACUGGAUACAUGAAUUUAAAAUUAAUUUAAAUUUUUUAGCCACAUGUGGCUAAUGGCUACAGUAUUGGACAAUAUAGAUCUAGACCAAUACUUUCUUAUGAAAUAAGCCAGUCAUACCAAAUACAGUAAGUACCAUCCCAGAUCAUAUUCACAAGCAUCUUAAUUAUCCCUUUCAGAUAUAGUGACAUAUUUGUUAAAUAAUCUUAUGCUACUUAAUUAUAUGAAAGGAGAAUUUAGCUUGUCACCUAGAAAAGGCAGCCUCGUGAGUGAGACAGGCCUUCAGGGUCUCCAAAGAGAAAGCAGUCCAGCUAAAGAUUUUAAAAUUCAAAUGAAAUUAACAAAAUACGUUUUAAAUUUUUCAGAAAGCGAAACUGAUGUUCAACAAGUGCCUUGAAAUGUAUUCCCUAGCAAACUUAUAUAUGAAAUGAUCCCAAUUAUGAGGCAAAAGAAUCUAUAUUUUGCCAUGAAUAUUCUCUGGGUUACAGAAUUAGGGGUGAUUUUUCUUUUUGUUUUGAUUUCUUUCUGAAUUUUCUGCUUUCUAUAAUGAAUAUACUCUCUGACCCAAAAUUACACACUUCUAUCUACAUUCUAUCAUUUUUAUUUAAAGGAGAGUUCUACUUAUCACAGCAGAGAAGAAAAUGAAUUAGAAGUAGCUCCUAACUUCAAAAAUAAACCCAAAUUACUCAAUUAGACUCCUUAAAAAAAGAAUGGUGCUAUCAACUUGGGAUAAUUCAAAAGCCACUGAUAUAACUAAAUUGGUAAUUCAGUACAAAUUGUUUUCUUAUCCUGACACAUUCUAGCAUAAUACCUUCUAUAAAUAGAAGAGUUUGCAAUGGUUUCUGUAACCAAGAAGAAUUCCUUUCAAGAAUCUGUCCUCUACCACGUAUUUUUUAAAUUAUCUUUUCAAUUAGUAAAAAUGGGCAACGUAAGCAGAAGACCGUAUUAUUUUACAUCUAUUGCUACAAGUCUACAAAAAUUUUUGGUUGGGGGCAGAUAAAUACAUGUAAACUUGCUGUGAUCUGUGUUACAAUUUAGGGAACAGUCAUUUGUAGCUAAGACCAAAAGAACACUGCCUCAGUCAGGAAGGCAGUUUUUAAUAGUUCAGUCAUACUAAACUAUUUAAAUCCGUCUUUUACAAUUUACCUGGUGUAGUUAUCUGGCUUUAAGAAAGAGGACUCAUUAUAUUAUACUUCAGAUAUUAAUUUGUAAACCCCAAACAAAAGAACCUUAAAAGCCAGAGAGGUCUAGGAAAUUGACCUCCAUGGGUAUACAGCAAAGAUGCAAAAUUCAAAGGCAGUGUAAAGAAAACUUGGGCCACCAAUAAAAAUCAAACCUAUGCAUAUUAACACAACUACACAAUUUUUCAAAACACCAUUACAGACUACAUUUUUAAAUUAGAUUAAAAAUUAAGCAGAAUAAUUUUCAACAAAAAUUAUUUUGGGUCAACAAAACUACAAAAAUUAUUGAAGUCAACUGUAAACUGGUUUCCUUUUAAAAAGUGGGGAAAAUGGCUCUAAGAAAUCUUGAAUGUACAAAUAAGGGAAAGGUAAAAAGGAAUAAAAAACCUAUCAGUAACCAAAGCAAUGAAAAAGGCAAAGGCAGGUUCACAAGCAACUUUCUAUUAACCUAUAUAUUUUUUUAAAUAUCUGUUUUUCCCUAAUAUUGCAUGAUCUAUAUUCCUAAUGACAGUUAUUUACUUUCUGAAUUUAAAUUAUCUCCGGUUUAAUUUUUCUGCAUUUCAAAAUUGAAAGUAAAUGACCAUUUGUAGUCUAGGUCAGAGCUGAGAGCAGUCUGGUAUUAUAAGGCAGUAACAAGUGACUGCCAGAGAGGACUGAGAUAGUCAAGUUCAAAUAUGCGAAAAAUACUGUGCUGGCCACACAAAACAUUCUACAAGUUUCUAAUGGAAGACCUCCCCGUUUUGAUCCCUAGCUUAGAUGGUAACUACCUGGUUUCUGAAGAAAAAACUGCAGCACAGUAAAACACAGAAAUAUAAACAUUUGGGAGGGUCUCAAAACUUUUAUGAGUGUGGGGGGAAAAAACACUUGAAAGUAUUUUACUACCUAUUCAACUUUCAAGAAUCAGAUUAGUUAGCUUAAAAAGCUUACUAAUUAGUGAGACCUUAAACUAGUACUUCAAAAUGCUGAACCAGGUGAUCACAUAUUUUUAAAGGUAAUUACUCGUUAUCAGUGAAUCACUCUGUUCUUAAUCGUCACCAACUAGAAUUCAUGCCAAAUCUUUGGUUGUGGAAUUACAACCAGCUGGAGCGUUUGUACCAUGGGAGCAUCCAUCAGUCAAGUAUAAGCCACUGGGCAUGCCCUUUGCUGCCUCACAUCACAGAUACUGGCUAAAUUUAGAUUACAAGAAACAGAGUGGGUUUAAUAUCAUACAAUAACCAAACUGUAUAGUUAUGAUAAAUCAUCCUGGGCCGAUCUCCUACCCCUCCCACCUCUCUGGUCUGCACACUUCCCAAUGAGUCAGUAAGAUAAAAUGACUCAGUCUAGACCAGAUGAAAGAAUGUAUUAACAUAAUCCAUCAAAAAUGAAAUAAAACAAUCCAGAGUUGAGUGUUUUUUCACACUUGUAAUAAACUGGAAAAAUGUUUCAAUUAAGUAAAACAACCAUAUUAUGUGGAAAAAAACCACUCCCAUCAUCCAGAAUACUAAAGCCCUUACAUAACACUAGAGACAUUUAAUAUAUAACAUUAAAAACUAGGAUACCAUUCAUAAGAAACCUCAAAAUAGUCAAAAAGGGUCAAGUACUCAAAACUCAAGAAGCCAAAACCUCAGAAUGCAAGCAUCCUAUUACCCUGAAUUGCAAUUAACUACUCACAUAUUUAAUCAUAAUUUUUUCAAAGAUACACAAGACAAAUCAAUGCAUCUGUUAAAAAGACUACUCUUUAUAGUUAAGGACUUUACAUUAACUUCUAUAUUCUACUCAGCAAGGUCUGCCUAUACUUCAGAUUGGCUCUCAAGUUCCAGGAAAUAAAUACAAACUCAUGAUAUGCUCUGUGAUCCCUGAUGGCCUGUUUAUGUAAUACUACACCACUAAAUGUAAUUCCAUAGAAUGUGUUCUUGACUAUGUAAUGAGUCUAAUAUUCCUUGAUGAAAUACUAUAAUUCUCUUCUCAAAUGGUUACAAUUUUUGAAAGUUAUGCAAAGAACUGAUCAUCACUCCCAUGAAAGACAAAAAAAAAAAAAAAAGUAUAAUUUUGUUCCAAAAUUAACUUAGUCUCAUAUAUUUCUAUUAAGUCUUUCAAGGAUUCCAGAGAAUCUUUUCAUAUCUCCAUAUCUGGAAAGUGAAAUCAGUAUAGAAGUAAUUUGGGAACUUGAAAAUGGCAUUCAUUUUUUUCAGCAGAUGCCAAAUUUUUGACCGACAUGGCUCCCACAAUUACUUUGUUACCAUCAGUCCAGUCAGUUAACAGGUUGUAGGAAAAGAUUCGUUUUUGCAGACACUGCUAAGCUGUUUAAAGAGAAGAGAGAGAGAUUAAUUUAGUGAUUACAAAAUGCACAAAUAUUUAAAAUACUUCGAACACUUUUUGUCGGAUUAUAUCAGAGGUGUGACUACAUUUUAACAAACGUGGACUUUUUAGUUAGGACUGGUCAAGAAAGUGCAGAAACAGUAAGUCAAUAUGAUAGAAAUAGGCGGUCAAUAUGAUGUGUUAGUUCAAUUAAUGUAUGAAUUCCUGUCACCAUCAGAAGACAAAUAUCAAAAAGCUACCUCUUUACACUAAUUCUGUAUCAUUUUGCCAUAGAGGCAAUUAGGGAAGAAAAAAAAAGGUUCCUCAAAUACUGUUUUCAACCUCUACAAUAGAGCCAAACCUUAAAAUUUCAAAACAAACCAUAUUAUAUUCCAGAAAUCUCCUCUAUCCAACUACUAAUCAUUCAGAACACAAUUUUCUAAAAAUAGUAAGACAACAGUUUCAUAUUAAUCAUAACUUUUUUUAAUUAACAAGUAGUGAAUAGGACACUUUAAGAUAUUGUUUACUACAUACUGAAACAGAUCUGUUGUAAAUUCAGAAACCCAAACAUUUACAGUAAAAUGUGCUUACACAUAAAUAUGAUCAAAUUUAUUUAAAGCCCCUGACAGGUCCUAAAUACAUGCAAUACCAUGUAAAAACAAGACCAUGAAGUUGAUGCAAAAAAUGACAAAAUCACUAAGUCACCAAAAUUAGAAAAGAAAAAAAAAGAGAGAAUGAAAUGGAAACUAAGAAAAGACAGUUAAAACAUAAGGAGCCUAACAAAGCAGCUUUAAAAAUAGGCGAUACUAAUCUCCAUUUUCAAAAGUUCUUAAUCAAGUAUUUCCAAAAACUGCCAUUUAUAAAAUGGCAUCCUAAAAAUCUACACUUGGAAUUUUCAAAGCAUCCCAAUUCAGAAAGCUUUGUCUACUGUUUCUCCCCAGCCCCGAACUUCAAAUAAUGCAGGAAAAGCACUGACAUUAGAAGAAAAUAUUCCAAGGGAAUGGUAUUU